This is a messenger RNA of Gigantopelta aegis, 8358 nucleotides long. Its product is annotated as peroxidasin-like. The transcript has 21 exons. Bases 47 to 4465 code for a protein of 1472 amino acids. Gene Ontology annotation, molecular function: heme binding; protein binding; peroxidase activity. Gene Ontology annotation, biological process: response to oxidative stress. The record is from RefSeq and is a predicted model, not a curated record. Lineage: Eukaryota; Metazoa; Mollusca; Gastropoda; Neomphalida; Peltospiridae.
UCGCGUGGAGUGUGGUGCACGCAUAUGCACGUAGCGCGAAGUAGCAAUGAGGUAUACCGCUAUGACUGUGCUGUGCGGACUGGCCGUGUUUACCGUGCUGGUAAGCGGGGUUCUGUCACAGGGCAGUACCUGUCCUCACCGAUGUCUGUGUUUCCGUACGACCGUCAGGUGUAUGUUUCUUCACCUGGAGCACGUUCCCCGAGUUCCGCCAGACACCACGAUACUAGAUUUACGAUUCAACAAAAUUAGGAAUAUACCAAGGGGUAGUUUUAGUAAUUUGCACAGACUGAAUACUCUACUUUUAAAUAAUAAUGAAAUAGCACAUCUAGAUGAUGGAGCAUUUCAAGGCUUACGACAGUUAAGAUAUUUGUAUCUAUACAAGAAUAAAAUAGAAGUUAUAAAAAGUAAAGUUUUUCACGAUCUUCCAAAAUUAGAACAGCUGUUUUUACACAAUAACAGAAUAAAGCGAUUACCAAAGGGAGUGUUUUCUACCACUAAGCAUUUACAUAGAUUACGGCUUGAUUCGAAUGCUCUGGUGUGUGACUGUGAACUGAUCUGGCUGUCGGACAUGCUGAAGGAGAAACAUGGCUACACCCAGGCUGCUGCCACAUGCGAGUUUCCGUCCAGUCUUCAGGGCAGGUCACUCAUGAGCAUAUCAAAACACGACUUUCACUGCACUACUUCGGGCAAUAACUCUGUUGGAGAAAAGCCCCGUUUUACCAUGGAGCCUCGAGAUGUUGAUGUUACGUUUGGUAACACUGCCUACUUCACGUGCCGGGCCGAGGGAAGUCCCAUCCCAGAGAUCUCCUGGUUUCACAACAAUAACGAGAUCAGUGCCCAGGAUGCGAGGUACAGCAUUCUGUCUGACGGAACCUUGAUGAUCCAGGAGACUAAGGACACAGACCAGGGUGUAUACGAGUGUGUCGCGAAGAACGCUGCCGGCGAAGUGAAGACCAACCAGGUGGAACUGAGGUACUUUGGAGAGCCUGAGAAGCCGAAGUUCAUGGAGAUGCCUGACGACGUGACUGCCGUGGCCGGUCGAAGCAUCACUCUGCCGUGUCGAGCAAUCGGCAACCCGCGACCGGACAUCACGUGGACGAAGAACGGCCGGGCGCUGCGGAUCAGCCGGCGCUACUCGCUGCUGGCCAAUGGGGCGCUGUCCAUCACCAACCUCCAGGUGGAGGACCGCGGGCUGUACCGGUGUCGCGCCGCAAACAGCGUCAACGCCAUCUCUGCCUCAGCCAGGGUCACAGUGCAAGUUUCACCUUCAUUCAUCGUGAAACCGCAGGAUGUACUGGUGCUGGAAGGGCACACAGCUAACUUCAUCUGUACUGCUGAAGGAGACCCCACCCCUAUUCUGAUCUGGACGAAAGACGGUCGUCCUCUGAGAAACACUCGUCGGUACCAGAUCAGUGAUGGGGGCGGCCAGCUGUCCAUACUGAGCACGGACCCGGACGAUGAAGGGACGUACAGGUGUAAGGCAGAGAAUGCAGCAGGCAUGGCCAACACCAGCGCUGAGCUCAAGAUCAUCCCCAACGUUGCACCUUCAUUUCGAGAAGAACAGCUAGAGACGACUGCUUCCACUGGUUCAGACAUUACGUUCGACUGUUCCGCACUCGGCACACCAGAACCACAGAUACGGUGGCAGAAAGAAGGCCGUAGAAUACACACCAGCAGCAAGUUUGUGAUUGAGGGUCACCGGCUGACUAUUCAGAACGUACAGCUUAGUGACUCAGGGACAUACAGCUGUGCUGCUGUCAACUCUGCUGGGCGGGCUGUUAGGUCUAUCAGCCUGUUGGUCCAAGGAGUAUCAAGUCCAUCGCGACCUGGGGACCGGUUUGUUUCUGGAGCGAUUCACAAUGCCACAAAUAGUGUCAACCGUGCCAUCAACAACACAGUGUUACAGCUCUUCAACCGCAGUCGGACUCAUUCUGUGCAGGAUUUGAUGAUGAUAUUCCGCUACCCUGCACCCGAGGCAUUGGAGCUGGCACGGGCCGAGGAGAUAUUUGAGCAGACGCUGGAGAUAAUAACGAACCACGUACGCCAGGGCCAUGCCUACAACCUCGAGGGACAUGAGGCCACAUACCGAGAGCUAGUUUCACCGUCUCACCUGGCGCUGAUUGCCGACAUGUCUGGCUGCAAUCGACAGUCACGGACCAUCGACUGCUCAGAUACCUGCUUCCACCACAAGUACCGCACACAUGAUGGCACCUGCAACAACCAGAUCAACCCCACCUGGGGAGCAUCGAACCGAGCCUUCGAUCGCCUUGUCGAUCCCAUCUAUGAAAAUGGAUUUAACACCCCCGUAGGUUGGAACCGAGCCAGACUUUACAAUGGAAACCAAUUGCCCAGUCCACGUCUGGUGUCCUCAUUGAUGAUGUCAUCAAGUCACGUGACCGAGGAUGAGAAAAACACACACAUGCUGAUGCAGUGGGGACAGUUCCUGGACCACGACAUGGAUCUCACACCUCAGUCGAUCAGUUACUCAAGAUUCAGUGAUGGGCGACGGUGCAAUGAAACAUGUGAGAAUCAGAGCCCAUGCUUUCCCAUCCCCGUCCCAAACAGCGAUCUCCGGAUACACAGCCAGUGCCUGGGGUUCGCUAGGUCCAGCGCAACAUGCAACUCUGGAACAACGUCUAUCUUUUUCAAUACUGUGUCUCCACGGCAACAGAUCAAUGUCCUGACAUCUUUUAUUGAUGCCUCCCAAAUUUAUGGUAGCACUGCAAGAGAAGCAGAGCAUCUGAGAGAAUUGUCAACUGGUCGAGGGCUGCUCCGGCAGGGACCAAUCACCAUUCACGGAACAAGAUAUCUGCCCUUUGAUGACCACACUCUAGCAGAUGUAGACUGUCAAAUAGAGUCAUCCAAUCGGCAUGUCCCUUGUUUUCUAGCAGGAGAUCACCGAGCCAAUGAGCACUUGGCUCUUACAGCAAUGCACACACUGUGGUACAGAGAACAUAACCGGGUGGCAACAAUGUUCCGUCAGCUCAACCCGCACUGGGAUGGAAACAAAAUCUACCACACGACCAAAAAACUCCUUGGUGCCAUGAUUCAACACAUUUCAUACUCUCACUGGCUUCCUAACAUCCUAGGAAACAAGGGUAUGGGCAUAAUGGGACCGUACAAAGGCUAUGACCCAAAUGUAAAUCCAACCAUCGUCAACGAGUUCGCAACUGCCGCCUUCAGAUUUGGACAUUCACUGGUCCAGCCCAUAAUUUUCCGACUUAACGAAACAUUUCAUCCCAUAUCUGAAGGAAAUCUUCCUCUCCAUAAGGCUUUCUUCUCGCCGUACCGUAUCAUGGAGGAAGGAGGGAUAGAUCCGUUGUUGAGGGGAUUGUUUGGAGUAGCAGCCAAGAAGAGGAUGCCCAGUGAGUAUCUCAACUCAGAGCUCACAGAAAAACUCUUUGCUCUGUCCAACGCCAUUGGGCAGGAUCUCGCCUCUCUGAACGUCCAGCGGGGUCGUGACCAUGGAUUGCCUUUCUACAACUCGUACAGGAAGUUCUGUAAUUUGACAGUGGCCACAUCAUUUAAUGGGUUCCGAAGAGAAAUCAAGGACAGAGAUACCAGACAGAAACUGCAAGCACUUUAUGGUAGUCCAGACAAUGUUGAUUUGUUUGUUGGUGGCAUGGCAGAAACUCCUAUUGAUGGUGCUAAAAUUGGACCAACAUUUGUUUGCUUGCUGUCAGACCAGUUCAAACGGCUUCGAGAUGGCGAUCGGUUUUGGUAUGAAAACCCUAGCAUAUUCCCGAUGGAGCAAGUGGCCCAGAUAAGACGGGCAUCGCUGGCUCGAGUGAUAUGUGAUAACAGUGACAGCAUAGACCGAGUACAGAAGAAUGUCUUCAUGAUGACAAAGUCUGAUGAUGAGUACAUCAACUGUGACAACAUUCCGCGAGUUGACCUCAGAAUGUGGACAGACUGCUGUGAAGACUGCAGAAGAAGCAACCGUCCUCAGUCGUUCACUCGACGUUUCCGUGGCCGCAGAUCAGCAGAAUUCAGCUACCCUGAAGACAGGCCCGAGCCAGAGCUGAUGGUGAACGGCUCUGAACACACGAUCACCGUAGUGGAGCACCCGAAGCUGGAGGUGGACGUGAAAACCGAGCGAGAUCACCGCGAGUUUGACGACGGCUGGACAGCGCGCAACCUCAGCGAGUCGGUCAAGAAAGACGUCUUUCAGCUGGAUUCGAGAAUAGAAGGAAUGGAGGCCGCCCUCGAAGAGAUGUCUAACACAAUGUUUCAGUUGCAGAAAAAGAUGCGGUAUCUAUACCGACUGGUGAAAGGGAAAGUGGGUCUACACUGUCGCAGUGCUAACAGAAGAAAACAUGUGCAUGGCUCCAAGUGGAAAGUUGAUAAAUGCAAGACAUGCACAUGCAAAAAAGGCCAGAUUGAGUGUACACAAAAGACAUGUCCUGUUCCGGACUGUGAAUCUCCUACAGAAAUCGAGGGUCAGUGCUGUCCCGUGUGCCAAUGAUGAACUUGUUGAAUCAAGAGAACAUCACUCUGUCACUGCUAACAGAGGUAAUCUGUGCCAAGGUCUCGGGUUCCAUGGCAACAGUCACUGACUGUGAUCUGAACAAUGCCCGCAUCGUGUUCAUGGAAAUACAAUUAGUGCAAUCUCUGGUAGUGUGGUUUCCACUGAUUCCAUGUUGGGAGAUUGCCACAAGCUUUAGAAAGUAAACGUACCACCGAGUUAUCACUUAUACUUUUGUGAUAAGAUAGGAUAUAUAUAUAUAUAUUUAUUCAUUUGGGGGGGGGGAAAAUGUGUAUAUAUUUUCAUAGAAUGUUAAAAUUGUGUGAAAUAUCUGUUGGUCCCUCUGUUAGUAUUUGUAAGAACAUUAUGUGUACCGGUAUCACAAUGCUCGAGUUAUUUUAUAUAUGUGCAAUGUAGAUAUUGAACCAGUAAGUAGGACUGCAAGUCUGGUGAGAGGGGGAUGGGGGAGGUUUUAGGGUUGCUGUUCUGGAACCCAAGGUCCACUGAUGGGUCCAGACAGGGAACAUUUUGUUAGUAUCACAUUGCAAUUCAAUAUGCAAGUUUCAGCAAUUGCUACACAGAUUUAAAACAAUAAACAGUAAUUGCUAAUCAAUUUUCAACUGACUAGAAAAUAUUGGUCAUUAAGAUUUUGAAAACAAUAUGUUCCCUGCCAGAUUGUGAAUGGUGUUUCCAGUGCUCUCCUAUUUUACAGGGGUGGGAAUUCUCCUCAGAUCAGCUGUUUUCCUCUCAUGGAACAUUGCGUUUCGUCGCAGUUUAAUCGUCCUUUCCUCCAAAAUGUGUCGCAUGGCACAGAUUUUUUAACCUAGGUUUUCGAGAAUUUCCGGAACCCCUCUAGAUUUCUUCUUUUUUUACAGUUCACCAAUUCCCACCCCUGAUUUUAAGAUCUUUUUAGUAAACAUCUUAGUUAUGUUAACGUUAUUGUUAUCAAAUAAACCGGAUUCAAGGAGAGCUGAUGUAUUGUGCCAGAGGGCUGGAUUAGAUGGAUUUAACCCAAGAUAUUGUUAUUAAAUGGGAUUCCAAGGCUUACUCUGGAACAAAUUUUGGUUUAGCCAAUCUUCAGAUAUGUAGAGUAGUACCUUGAAAAUUAUUAAAUCAUGAUUACUGUAAAGAAUAUUUUAUUGGCCAAAGACUAAAUGUAGUAGGCACUUUGAUUAAACAUUAGCAAGUAGUUGACAAUUAGUUAACUUGACAAUGGACAGGGUGAAGUCUGGGACUCUGUGAUCAUGCCAGUUUACACAGAAAUCUGGAUUACACAGGUGUAGGUUUGGACGGAGUCUACGGUCUAUUUAAAGUGAACAUACCAUUUUGCAGCUUUAAAUCUAAACCCAACAACAAAACCACCUCUUCACAAAGGCAUGUAUGCCGACAUAUUUAUGCUUCAGACAUAACCGUGGCACAAGGUAGCCAUUUUGACCACCUUGGAGUUAUACUGGCUACUAUUAAUGUUGAUAAGUGUUAUGCUGGCGACCAUUAAUGUUGAUAAAUGUUACUUCAAAAGAGGAGCCAAUUUCACAAAACAUCGUAAGUUUAUGUCUAAGACAAAUGGUUAUACCAGUCAUACAUUUGAAAGUGUUUGCCAUCUAUAUCACCCAAAAAAAUCACAUCAUUACAGAAGAUGGGAGUAUUUUAAAGACAAAAUAAAAUGAAAUAUGUGUACUUCAUACUAUAUUUGUUGUACUGUCAAUAAUAAAAAUUCAUAUUUACUUGUAGAUUUACAUUUACGUGCAAAACUAGGCUUACGAUGUUUUGUGAAACUGGGCCCAGGUUUUUAAAUUUAACCUUAAACACAAAAACCACAUUAAUGACCUUUUAUGUAAUUUGUAUGGGGUAAAAAGUAUGUGUAAAGUAUACUUUACAGUGUUUACGGUGUUUUAUGUCCGAGACAACGUAGUAUGCAUCCAUAUUUCAUAACAUAUUCCUAUAUAAUGUAUAUAUUUUGAUGGUCAAAAUGAGUAGUUAAAUAUGAAUUUGCAUACUUCAACAGAUAUAUUUACUGUACUUGAUUUAAAGCAUGCAACAUUCUCUGAAAAGUGCAAAAAGUAAAAUAAUAGUGCCAAAAAAUUGGAUUUUUUUUCUGAACUACCUCUAGAAUGAAGUCGUAUUCAAAAUGCACUUUUAGGGAACAUUAUCGUUUUGGUGGCUUAUGCUUCUUCAGUAAUGUUUAUCCAAGUAUAUUUCAAUGUUUUUUUAGUUUUAUAUCCAACCAUGUGGCAUCGUCAAUAAUUAGAUAUGAUUUUGUUAGUUGUACCACGUUUCAUAUUUAUGGUGAAAGUCUUACCAAUAAGCAAAUGGUCUAAUAAAAGUUUGUCUUCUUGUUUAUGCAUUUUGAGUGUACAGAAUGACUGAUGUAACAUAGUAUCUGUGAUAGUUAGAUCCCACACAACCUCUUAAUGUCACUUGCUUCUUGUAGUGAAGUUAACAGUUAUGUGUUACACGAAAUAGAUGUUCAUCUUCUGAAAGAGUAACAAAAUACACUGGCAAUAUGAAAGGGAACUCGUGGCCUGGGGGUUUUAAACACUUUAUGAGACACAUAAUGCAUAUUUUAAAAUUAAAUAGUCUUGUGCAACAACAGAAAGUUAUUUUGAUUACAAACAUAUAUAAAAUGUUGACCAUUAUUGUGAAUAUGAAUUAAUUUAAAAAAAAGGUUUCCACUAAAACAUUAAAAACAUACAGUAUACUACCAAACUGCAUUUCCAGGCCAUUGAGGCAAAAACCCAAAUUGUUAAUUGCUCAUUCUGUGUAGGAGUUUGUUGUUACUAAUUUUAGAAGGAAUUUUGCUUACCAGUAAUAACUACCGAGUUCCACACUGCCUAUAUGUUAGAGAAUGCCAUUUGUUAAAAUGUAGCCACUGCACACCUGUGAUAUGGCUACAGAUCUAUCAUUUCAUCCUAUGUAGUAGUCAUUAAGCAUUUACAUAUUUUAGCAUAUUUUUUUGUCUAUUGAAUGUUUUAGUAAUUUUGCAUUUAAAAUGUAACUUUUUUUUGUAGAUUUUACAUUAAUAUUAUUGGUGUUUUUAAAAUUAAUUUAUACUUUACCACGUAUAUGUUUUCUUAGUAUUUUUAACAGCAAAAAUAACUUUACUGUUUUUAUAGCUUUAAUGCUUUUUUGCACAUCCAACCAAAUAAUAAGCAAUUACAUGUAGUGUUUUUUAAAGGUUGCUACGCAUGAAGGAAUUUUUUUAAUGUAUAUAUUUUUGGUUCUAAAAUAAAAUGUUUUUAGCACAUUGGAGAUGGUCUUUCUUGGAUUUAAAUCAUGAAUACCAUAUUCAGUUGGAAUAAGAAUACCUACCCCUACCCCCAAUUUAUUGCUAAAAAUUAUUUCAAGAAUCAUUUUUAAAAAAGUUUGUUUAAACUAUUACACGUUAAAUAGUAUUCUUGUAAUAUGUUGAAUAUGUGGGUAAUAAACAAUGUUUAUUGACAUAAUUUUAGCUAAGAUAAACCUCUGUUAAAUCGGUCAUAUAUUUUGCCACAUAUUAGAAAUUGAAAACUAUUAUAAAGUUAUUUUAAUAAUCAAACUUGGUUUAUUUUUCAAUAUUUAACUGGUCAUAGGGUUUUAUGUGCACACUCAGAACAAGCUGCUGUAGUGCAAAAUAUUUAACUGAAAUAUUAAAUCCUUUAAAACAAUUUUAGAUGAAUAUUUUCUGCUUGUUUGCCGACAUGUUAUAAAUAAUUUUAUACAAGCUUUGUAUGUUUCUAUGAUAGUUCAAACAGGGUGCAGAUACCCACCUAUCCACAUCGUGUUGCAAUGCAUUGUGGGAAUUCUACAUGUAGGUCUGUGAACCCGUUUAUAUUUUGAUGUGUGAUUUGUAUCAUGACUUGACCAUCCAUACUCUAUGAUGUGUGGAUAAAUUUGCGAAUAAAUAUUUCUUGUAC